AUGGAGGCGAGCACGGGCUCCUACGCCGUGUGCGUGCGCGGCGCCUGCAAAGCCUACGGGAGCCGCCGACGGCCGCUCAACGUCCUGGAGAACCUGGAUAUGUCCGUCCUCAAGGGCUCCAUAUAUGGGCUGCUGGGCGCGUCCGGCUGCGGCAAGACGACGCUCUUGUCGUGCACGGUGGGCCGGCGGCGCCUGGACGCGGGCUCCGUGUGGGUGCUGGGCGGCCGGCCCGGCGAGCCCGGCAGCGGCGUCCCCGGCCCGCGCAUCGGCUACAUGCCGCAGGAGGUGGCGCUCGUCGGGGAGCUCACCGUCCGGGAGACGCUCUUCUACUUCGGCUGGAUCUUCGGCAUGACGGACGACCAGAUCGAGGAGCGCAUCGCCUUUCUGCAGCAGCUGCUCGACCUUCCGCCUAAAAAUAAGUUCGUGAAGCUUCUCAGUGGUGGGCAACAAAGAAGAGUGUCCUUCGCCGCUGCCCUAGUGCACGACCCCGAGCUCCUCAUCCUGGACGAGCCCACCGUCGGCUUAGACCCCAUACUGCGGCAGGCAAUUUGGGACUACCUUGUCAAAAUCACUCGAGAUGACCACAAGACAGUCAUCAUCACGACGCACUACAUCGAGGAGGCGAAGCAGGCCCACUCGAUAGGGCUCAUGCGGGCGGGCCGUCUGCUCGCAGAGGACUCUCCCAGCCAGCUGCUGGACCGCUACGGCUCGGCCACCCUGGAGGAGGUGUUCCUCAUCCUCAGCUCGAACCAGGGCCCCGUCGACCAGGGCCCCAUGGACGCCGCUCUAGACCAGGCCUCAGUGGACCAAGGCGCCGGCACCCUGCCCAUGACGGCCAGCUCCACCGAGGCCCUGCAUCAAUCCAACGGGGACAUCGCCACAAUUUCACCAAACGGAAAUGACUCUCUGGCGCUAAGGAAGCUCCCAGUGAACAACAACGGAAAGCCUUGCAACGGUGGCGGGUACGACGUGCCGGUGCGAGCGCGGCCGCCCUUCUCCAACAUGUUCAAGGGCCACGUCAAGGCGCUGCUGGCCAAGAGCUUCCUCCGCAUCCUCCGGCACCUCGGCGCACUCGGCUUCAUCUUCAUCUUCCCGGUGCUGGAGGUGGGGGUGUUCUUCACGGCCAUUGGCGGCGACCCCCAGGGGCUGCAGCUGAGCGUCGUCAACGAGGAGUUGUACGCCAUGAACCUGUCCACCUGCGACGAGUACAGCUCCCUGUUCGGCAAGCCGGGCUCCACGUACACGGGUGGCACGGAUGACGACUACGGCCAGCCCGUGGGGAACUGCUCGGUGCGGAUGCUGUCCUGCGCCUUCCUGGGCUACCUCGACCACCGCAUGGCGCACCAGGUCUUCUACAAGGAGAAGGGCGAGGCGCUCAACGUGUCCCGGGCCGGCGACUCUAUCGGCGUGCUGCACUUCGGACCCAACUUCACCGAGUGGCUGGAGGCACGGCGGCGCUACGGCUCCGAGCUCACGGCCGAGGAGGUGGACCAGGGCGAGAUCCCCAUCUGGCUGGACAUGUCGAACCGGCAGCUGGGCACCAUCAUGACCAAGAGCAUCGUCGACUCGUACCACGCCUUCUCCAGGGACCUUUUGAGCACCUGCCACGCCAACCCCAAGAUAGGCGAGAUCCCCGUGCACUUCGAGGAGCCUGUGUACGGCGUGGAGAACCCUAAUUUCGCCGUGUUCGCCGCCCCGGGCAUCAUCCUCACGAUGAUAUUUUUCUUGACCACUGGUCUCACUGCGACGGUAAUGAUUACUGAGAAACAAGAAGGAUUGUGGGACCGAAGUUUAGUUGCAGGAGUGACAGCAUGGGAGUCAUUACUUGCCCAUGUGGUUACACAAGGUGUUCUUAUGGGUAUUCAAGCUGCCCUUGCUCUCAUCAUGAUGUUCUUGGUGUUUAAAGUUCCUUGUGCUGGGCACAUGGGUGACGUUAUUUUCCUUGUCUUUAUUACUGGAAUGACUGGAAUGUGCUUUGGGUUUUUUGUUUCGGUAUCAUGUGAAACUGUAACAACAGCCAACUUUUUAUCCCUGGGUAGCUUUUACCCAAUAAUUUUAUUAAGUGGGGUAAUUUGGCCAUUAGAAGGAAUGUCGACAGUUCUACGUUGGAUUGCACUUUGUCUACCAGUUACACUAUCUACUACAUCACUUCGAAAUAUAAUGCUCAGAGGCUGGGGACUAACCGAACCUCAGGUGUACAUUGGUUUCGUUGUAACAGGACUAUGGGCCGCAGGUUUAAUUACUAUUUGCAUGAUUAUACUUAAAUAUCGUAAGUAGUUUAUGUUUUCUUGAAUGCUCAAAUAUUGUAUUGUGAGUUGGCUUAGGUCCUCACAUUGGAUAAGACUUAAUUAAUCAACCCAAGUUUAACUGAAAUGAAAGAGGAGGCUGUGAAGCCGCAAAUAGGUGUAAAUCAGGAGAAGGGUUGAUAUUUAUGUGAGCUUUUUGCUUCUAAGAUUUCACCACUUCACAUACUUGAUACUCUCUAAGCAUAAUAAAUAUAAGAUAUUUACCAGUAAGUUUCUAGGCAAUGGCUGGAAUGGUUCAAAGCCUUGGCAUUAUAGUCAGUAAAUUGUAAGGUUUUCAUUAUUUAAGAUGAAUUAUCAAAAAUAUUUAUUCAGUGUUGUUGGUAAAAUAGUAUCAGAUGCCAACCUCAUAAGUCCAGGAACUAGGAAAUGUGUGAUAUCCCAGUCUUGAUUUGUUUGGAUUUAGAUUGCAUUGUUACAAGAAAAUGUCAUAACUGUGCCUCAUGAUAUCCAAGUUAUAUCAUUAAUUUGUUCUUGGACUUUUAUUAUGUGAUAUGUACAAAUUAUCGUUCUUUUUGAUAUAUUUCAAUAGCAAAAUCUAGUAGGAUUAGAUGAAUGUUUUAAAAUGAGGGUGUUAAAAGCAACAAAUACCUACUUUAACGCAAGGAGGCAAGCAGAUGGCAAAUGUAUCCAUUGCCACAUUAGGCCUAACUGAUCAAAUGUGAUGUACAAAUAUAAUAAUUUUUUGUUAUGUUGCAUCAUUUACUAUUGUACUGUACUGUGAAUAUGUCUAAUUGUAGAAGUGUAAACAAUGAGAGCUCUUAACAUUUACAAAAUAUGUCAUGACAGUUGGAUUUCAUAUUAUGUAAGUGACUAUUUAUUCUUAACGGCCUUGUGAACCAAAAUCUUAUUUAUUCACAAGAACUCUUUAAAAAAAUUAAGCUGGCCUUUUAGGAAAUUAAAACAGCAUUAAGACAUCCAACCAUUUAAAUUUGUAAGUUUAUUUACCAAUCAAUAGUCAGAGGGGAUUUUAAUGGCAGUCUUAAAAUACACAUCCAGAUGGACAAAGAAAAUUACCACUAUGUAUGUUUGAGUUGAAUAAAAUAAAAUAUGUUACUGUGGGAAAGUAGAUACAGUACAAAAUUA
Molecule: messenger RNA, 3389 nt
Organism: Frankliniella occidentalis (western flower thrips)
Lineage: Eukaryota; Metazoa; Arthropoda; Insecta; Thysanoptera; Thripidae
Product: ABC transporter G family member 20-like
Exons: 12
Coding region: 1-2277 (758 amino acids)
Cellular component (GO): membrane
Molecular function (GO): ATP binding; ABC-type transporter activity; ATP hydrolysis activity
Source: RefSeq, a predicted model, not a curated record